Molecule: messenger RNA, 1598 nt
Organism: Cynoglossus semilaevis (tongue sole)
Lineage: Eukaryota; Metazoa; Chordata; Actinopteri; Pleuronectiformes; Cynoglossidae
Gene: rsrp1
Product: arginine/serine-rich protein 1
Exons: 6
Coding region: 325-1290 (321 amino acids)
Source: RefSeq, a predicted model, not a curated record
AGUUGUUCAACAACACGAAAUAAACAUUCACAAAACAUCGCGAGAUUCUACAAGUGACGUCUCAGGAGGAGCACGUGACUGGAAUUUUCCACAGGCUGCAAUAAAGACAGUCACCUCCCCCAAGCUCGAUCUACUCUGAGUGACGACGACGGUGGUUUCGGAGGUUCUUUUCGCCGCUCUUUGUUGGUCGUAUCGUAAACCCAAAUUUCAAUACCCCGAGUUCUAGAAGUAAGGUAUACUUCUGAGAAGAGAUUCAGUUCUCCUUUCAAGAAAACAGCUUUUCAACUACUGAAUAGCCGCCCCUGCUGUGCAGCAAGCAAAGCAAUGGCCAAAGACGAAGUAUCACCCUCAGAGAUCACACGUGUUCGCCAGAGUGAUGGUAUCACUGUUAUCUUUGACCAGAACAGCCCUACCUCAUCUCCCUCCCGUUCUCGCAGCAGAUCUCGUGGAAGUGGCUCUGUGGGGUCGGAUCAUAACAGAUCACGUGUCAGUCACAGAGGCCGCUACAGGUCUUCAUCAUCUUCAGAAUCUUCUUCGUCCAGGUCGACCUCUCAUUCCAGGUCCCGCUCCCGCCCCAGAUGCCACAGGCCUUCAUCCAGAUGCCGCUGCGACAAACACUACAAAUAUGGCCGAAGGCGCCGUGACAGCACCGCACCUUGUCGGUACAGGGGUCAGUCUCGCUCACACAGUGACUCACCAUCGCCGGACAGAUACUCACAACGCAAGUGCAAAAGUUUCAGUUCCAGAGCUGCAAACAAUGUGAGCAGACGCAGAAGUCCAUCAAGUCUAAAUGUCAAGAUUUCUCCCUCCGCGUCAAGGUCCUCAACAACUUACAGGAGUCGUUCCAGGAGCAGAUCCCCGCAGUCUUCUCUCACUUUGAGUGAUAAGAGGGAGCUCCUCAAAGCUGCAAAGACCAAUGCCAUGAAGAUCCUGGGAGUAGAGAACCUAAGAAUUCCAGAGAGCGUAAAACCAAUCCUGGCGGAGCAGCUGAAGUCGGGCCGUUUGUCACCAGAACCAGGUGUAAUUUUCAGGAAAGGACCGAAAAAGGUUGUGUCAGAGAGCCAUGACAUGGAGCAUGACGACGUUUCCAACCCAAGGAUUUCACCUGUAAGGAGAACCAUCACUUUCAGUAUUAAUAAUUCAGUUGCCAAACCCACAGUGUCAGCGCCAUCCUGUGGUAAGGUAACGGCCAGAGUGGACAGCUACGACAGCAGGAAGCCUUACGGCAGCUGGCUUCCUGUUAAGUCCCGUCAUUCCUUGAAAGUGCGCAAAGGCACAAUUAGUAUGUAGAAGUAUACACUCGCUGUAAAUACUGUAUAUAUUUGUAUAUAUUUUUCAGAUGGUAAAGAAUUGAGAGGAAGGCAGUGAGGAGUUCGGUUCAGGUGGGAUCGUUUUUAGUUUUUUUUUUUUCCCCCUAAUGAUGCAGUUGAGUUGUACAGUUGCACUCACAACCGUUCUAUCACUUCAUGUUUGGAUAUAUUUGAAAGAAUUGGUGAAAUAUUACCAAUGACCACUAAGAGUUGAAUGGAAAGAGUUUGGACUUUUCUGCCUUUUGUAUUUAAGAUGUGUAUAUAAUUGAAAUAAACAUGUCUUUGAAA